Wyeomyia smithii (pitcher-plant mosquito) is the source of this 1221-nucleotide messenger RNA. RefSeq names its product translation initiation factor IF-3 (gene mIF3). The transcript is spliced from 3 exons. The coding region runs from base 105 to 914 and encodes 269 amino acids. The record is from RefSeq and is a predicted model, not a curated record. Gene Ontology annotation, molecular function: translation initiation factor activity; ribosome binding. Gene Ontology annotation, cellular component: mitochondrion. Lineage: Eukaryota; Metazoa; Arthropoda; Insecta; Diptera; Culicidae. Gene Ontology annotation, biological process: mitochondrial translational initiation; ribosome disassembly.
GUACAACUAUUCCAAAGCACUGAUAGAAAUGUCAAAUCUUACAGCACGGUUAUUUUCUUCCUCCAGUGAAAGUGAAUUCUUGAAUUGAAAAUUAUCCUAUCAUAAUGAACAUUGUGGGGAGGUUGAUUCGCACUGCUGUACAAAUUAGGCCUGCAUUUGCUAGCUCUAUCGGUUCUCACUUGCCGGCAACGCAUUCACAGUAUUCCACUAAAGCACCUUCGGCUGGAGCCUCUGAUGGGGUAGCGGGUAAGGCUAAAAAACCCAAAACAUCGCCAAAAGUGACCCUAGUCAGUACCGAUCAAUCCGUGUCGAUAGUGAGUUUGGAAGAGGCUGAAAAAAUCUCCAAGCGAAGAGACCUCAAAUUGGUGAAAAUGGUGGAUUUGGAACUGAAGACCCAAAGACCGGUUUACAAAUUAAUGACUAGUGCAGAAUAUUUGACAGAAGAUUUGAAGCGUCGGGAAGAAAAGAAACGGAACAGAGAAGCAGCAGCUAUCAAAGGAGACAAAUUACUAUCGAUUAGCGCUCGCAUUUCAGAGCACGACUUGAACUCGAAGAUACAGCACGUUAUAAAAUGGUUGAAAAAAAGCUACGAGGUUCGAGUUGUUAUAUCGCCGGAUGGAGAAAAAUCCAAACAGGAGUCAAUUGCUACUCGCAUCGAACAAAGCACCAAGGAAGUCGGAAAUGUCGCACAAAAACGUCUGAAAGAUAAUAAUGUGAGAUUUCAGAUUUUACCAGCUAGCGUUACUAGCAGCGGCAGCAGUACUGGUGAGAGUGGUAAGGUUGAAAAAUCACCUCCUACGAAGUCUUCCCAGAAAACGGAACUGCUAGAUACAAAGCAAAAUUCCUCGCAAACUGUGGGUCACGAUAAAUCGCAUUCAGUAAGAGCAUUUCACACCAAACGGAUGCUGGCAUGACAAUUAAAGCCUGAGAACGAUGAACUGCCACACGCAAGGCAUUGCCGCGAUAAGGUGAAGGUCUUGAAACCGGUAGCUUUCAUUGGGACACUGCUGCUGCUAAAGUAUGCUAUCUGGACGUACAUUUUGCGGGAUUCGACACGUAAGAGAUGACGAUAUUUGUCUCGAGUUUUUAAAUAAAUAUGUUUUCUUGAUUGAUCGAAAUGUAAUAUGAAUUGUUGGAAUGUUAUGCUUAUUGAAAAUUAGAUCAUAGUUUUUAAUACAAUCGUGAAACUGUAGAAUAUUAGCAGCCAAUACUAGUUCGCUA